AUCGACUGUUUAUUUUGAUUUUCAAUUUAACUUUAAUGUUUAUUUUUGAGAACUAAUAAUUUUGAUAAACUAUUUAUUUCUUGGAUAUUUUUUUUUUAAACUUAAACUGUGUGCUUUGUGCAAUGAAGAAUUCAGAAAAUGUAUUUGAUGUCACAUUAGAUGAUGAUAUAUGGAAGGAUUCAUUCGAUCGCCUUCUUAACAAAAGAUCAUUACUUCGAGAGCUAAAUGUAAUAAAAAAUAAUGUACGCAUAUCAUUCAAUAAUGAUAGCAGUGUUGAAGUAUCAAGAGAAAAUAUAUCUGGUUCAGAAAAAAUAGAAGACAAACAAUUACGUAGAAGAAUAUCUGGAUCUAUUUCAACACCUAAAUUUAUCCACAAAGCUUAUGGACCUUUUGACUGCACCUUAUCUCCCAUAUCUGCCUGGCGACUAACAAAUGCAAAUCCAAAAGAUCAAUGGAACUCAACAUGUCAACUUAAGUCAACAAUUUUGGAUAGAGUUACUGAAUCUAUUGAUGAUAAUACACCUUCAUCAACUAAAAGCUUAUCGGCGAAAUCCAAUUCUAUACCUAUAGUCGAUAUAAACGAAGGCAACAAGACUAAUACUGUGCCAGCAAUUUUGAUUGAAGAUAAAACACCCUCAUCAACCAAAAGCCUAUCGAGGAGAACCAAUUCUAUACCGAUAGUAGAAAUAAACGAAGACAACAAAACUGACACCAUUGCAUCGAUUUUGAUUAAGGAUAACACUCCUUUAUCAACCAAAAGCCUCUCCACGAAAAUCAAUUCUAUACCGAAAAUAGAUUUAAACGAAGGCAACGAGACUGAUACAUUUGCAUCAAUUUUGAUUGAAAACACAUGUGUGUCUAAAGUAGAAGACCUUCGAAAUUUGAGUGUGGUACUGCCACCAGGAAAAUGGCGUAGAUCGCUCACGGUUUGGAAACGACUUAAUCAACCCAAAUAUGAAUGUUUAGAAAGUUCCUUAACAAACAACACUGAUCGUUUUACUCUCAACAUUCGAAAUUCACGAAAAACGUGCUCCCUUAAUCGUAGAACAGCUUCAGUGAUAUCUCCUAGACGAAAAAGCGAACUUGAGUUGUUGAAAAUAUGCAAACAAACUACAGUUUUGUCUUUUUCAAGUCUUUAUUCGAAUACUGGUCUGCGAAAUUGCAGAAAAAUAGGAGAAGGUACAUAUGGAGAAGUGUUUGUCAAUUCAGAAAAAAAUAAUGAACAGACUGUGAUCAAGAUAAUACCCAUCGAGGGAGAAAUUAAUAUCAAUGGAGAGCCUCAAAAGACUUUCGAAACUAUUUUACCUGAAGUUUUGAUUACAAGUGAGCUAAGUAAAUUAAGGCAAACUAAAACAUUUUCGUCAUCAGGAUUUGUUUUUCUCAAAAAUGUACGUUAUUUCCGUGGCAAAUAUCCAGACUAUUUAAUAGAAUUAUGGGAUUUGUUUGAGCAAAAUUAUGGAUCCGAGAAUGAUCAUCCUGAAGUUUUCAAAGAUGAUCAGCUUUAUAUAUCGCUGGAAAUUGCUUUUGGUGGCAAAGAUUUAGAAGGUUAUGUUUUUAAAAACUCGGAACAAGCUUAUUCAGCAUUUUUGCAAGUUGCUUUCAGUUUGGCUGUAGCUGAAAAAGUUUUAGAAUUUGAACAUCGUGAUUUACAUGUUGGGAAUAUACUAAUACAAACAACAAACGAAAAGACUGUUGAAUGCACCCUUGACAAGAAAACAAUACGUAUCCCAACAAAUGGCGUCAAAGCUACUAUCAUUGAUUAUACUCUAUCAAGAAUAUUAUUGAACAAGUGCAGUUUUUACAACGAUCUUUCGGCAGAUGAAGAAUUAUUUUGUGCCAAAGGCGACUAUCAAUAUGACAUCUAUCGUUUAAUGAAGGAAAGACUAAAUAAUAACUGGCAAAUAUAUGAACCUUACACGAACGUUCUGUGGUUACAUUACCUUCUAAUCAAACUAGUAGACUGUGGUAAAUAUAAAAAUUUCAGAUCAAAGCAACAUAAGCUUCACAUAGAACGACUGAAAUUGAUGAGAGAUUCAAUAUUGAGUUGCAGCAGCGCAUAUGACUUUUCAACUAAUUUACAGAUUUAGACUAUUUUGAUAUUAUUUAUUUUAAAUGAUUUUAUUUACUUAUGUGUACAAUACAAAUAAUAUACAAA
Molecule: messenger RNA, 2155 nt
Organism: Episyrphus balteatus (marmalade hoverfly)
Lineage: Eukaryota; Metazoa; Arthropoda; Insecta; Diptera; Syrphidae
Gene: Haspin
Product: serine/threonine-protein kinase haspin homolog
Exons: 7
Coding region: 123-2087 (654 amino acids)
Biological process (GO): mitotic cell cycle; intracellular signal transduction; protein phosphorylation
Cellular component (GO): cytoplasm; nucleus
Molecular function (GO): histone H3T3 kinase activity; ATP binding
Source: RefSeq, a predicted model, not a curated record